Messenger RNA from Beta vulgaris subsp. vulgaris (sugar beet), 3233 nucleotides. Its product is annotated as ABC transporter A family member 7. The record is from RefSeq and is a predicted model, not a curated record. The transcript has 18 exons. Gene Ontology annotation, molecular function: ABC-type transporter activity; lipid carrier activity; ATP hydrolysis activity. Bases 160 to 2988 code for a protein of 942 amino acids. Gene Ontology annotation, cellular component: membrane; intracellular membrane-bounded organelle. Gene Ontology annotation, biological process: lipid transport; transmembrane transport. NCBI's taxonomy places the organism in Eukaryota, Viridiplantae, Streptophyta, Magnoliopsida, Caryophyllales, Amaranthaceae.
GGGGUUUUGAUUUUGAUAGGAAACGAAGAUUUGAUGCGUGUGGGAAAGUAGAGUAUAUAAAUUAUAAAACCCAGAAAAUCACAACUUAUAACGGUCAAAAUCUCACCACCCCAGGCCCAGACCCCAAUUUGUAACUUUUGUCUGUUCAACAAGAAUUCCAUGGCAAUUCCUUCACAUGGGCGCGCCAGUUUCUCUACUCAAGCCAAUGCUCUCCUCCGAAAAAACUUAGUUUUUCAGAGACGAAAUAAACGUUCAAAUUGUUGUCUCAUAAUAUUCCCGGUUUUACUUUGUGUUCUGCUUUCCACCUUACAAAGAGUGAUUGACAAUGAAUUGAACAAAGAAAAGUAUAGAUGUGGUUGCGCUCAAGUUAAUGGUACAACUGAAUGUGGGAUUCAAUAUUCAACAUUGGAGCAAGCUUCCAGUUGUCCGAUUCCUACCCCCCAAAAAUGGCCUGCCUUGCUUCAAGUUCCGGAUCCUCAAAAUCGCGCUGUUAGAACUGACUUUCUUACAUCUUCAGACUUACCUAGUCAGUCAUGUAGACAGACAGGAUCUUGUCCUGUCACUGUACUGGUGACUGGGAGUAAUCGAACACUUGGUCAAAGCUUGGCCAGCAACCUGUUCCCGGUAUCCCCUGUGAAUUCCUCCGAUUUUUUAUUUAGUUUGGCAAAUAAUGUCUUGGGAUCAGCAUCGAUGCCAGAGACGCAGAAUUUUCUUGAUCCUGCUUACACCUCAGGCCUCCCUCUGUACUUUGUUCAACCACGCUGCCAGUCUAGAUCGUCAUUUUCUUUGCCCGUAGAGAUUCUGUCGUCAACUUUGCAGCAAGAUGUAACUUGUGCUCAAGGUCUUCAUCUGUGGCGGAAUAGUUCUUCUGACAUUAAUGAUGACUUGUAUAAGGGUUACCGUAAAGGUAACCCCGAAAGGGAGAUAAAUGAAUUUGUUGCAGCAUAUGAUUUUCUCAACUCAAACAUGAACAACUUUAAUGUGAGCUUGUGGUAUAAUGCAACAUUCAAGAAUGACACUGGAUUUUCUAGGUCGGCAUUGAUACGUGUACCACGCUCAGUGAAUCUGGUGUCCAAUGCCUACCUUCAGUUUCUGCUUGGACCUAGUACCAGAAUGCUUCUGGAGUUUGUCAAAGAAAUGCCAAAGCCUGGAACUCGGCUGAGCAUUGAUAUAUCAUCUCUCCUCAGUGCGCAGUUUUUCACAUUUGUUAUUGUAGCACUCUUUCCUGUCGUGCUGACAGCUCUGGUUUACGAAAAACAACAACGAUUACGUAUCAUGAUGAAGAUGCAUGGGCUUGGUGAUGGCCCUUAUUGGACAAUUUCCUAUGCUUAUUUUCUAGCUUUAUCUGCUAUCUACAUGAUAUGUUUUGUGGUAUUCGGAUCACUUAUUGGACUAAAAAUCUUCACAACAAAUGACUACAGCAUUCAAUUCGUAUUCUAUUUCCUUUAUAUAAACUUGCAGAUUUCUAUGGCAUUUCUUGUGGCCCCUAUCUUCACGAACGUUUUAAGUGCUAGAGCUGUAGGUUAUUUACUGACAUUUGGCACUGGGCUGUUAGGAGGAUUUCUGUUCCAGAAUUUUGUUCAAGAUACCUCAUUUCCAAGAGGAUGGAUUAUUGCCAUGGAGUUAUAUCCUGGAUUUUCUCUUUAUCGAGGUUUAUAUGAGCUUGGGCAAUACUCUUUUCUCGGGGAUUCUAUGGGUACCCAUGGUAUGCGGUGGGAAAACUUGGGUGACGGCAUGAAUGGGAUGAAAGAGAUUAUGAUCAUCAUGUUUGUUGAGUGGCUGAUUGUGCUUCCAAUUGCAUUCUAUGUUGAUCAAGUUGUAUCAUCUGGAAGUGGCGUGAAGAGGAAUCCACUGUUUUUCUUCCAGAGCUUGCUGAGGAAGUCCAAGUCUGUUUCACGGAAGCAUAGUUUACAAAAGCAAGGAUCAAAAAUCUUUGUUGAGAUGGAGAAAGCUGAUGUUGUCCAAGAGAGGGAGAGAGUAGAACAGCUGUUAUCAGAACCAAGUUCAAACACUUCCAUAGUUUGCAACAACUUGAGAAAGAUAUAUCCUGGAAGGGAUGGGAAUCCUCCAAAACUUGCAGUCAAAGGGUUGUCUCUUGCUGUGCCACGUGGUGAAUGCUUUGGGAUGCUUGGCCCAAAUGGUGCAGGGAAAACCUCCUUUAUCAGCAUGAUGAUUGGGCUCACAGAUCCCACAUCUGGUGCAGCAUUUGUUGAGGGUUCAGACAUCCGUUUUCAAAUGAAUGAAAUAUACACCAGCAUGGGUGUUUGCCCCCAGCAUGAUCUACUCUGGGAGACCCUAACCGGAAGAGAGCACCUAAUCUUUUAUGGCCGACUUAAAAACCUCAAAGGUUCUGCCUUAAUGCAGGCAGUUGAAGAAUCUUUAAAAAGUGUGAACUUGUAUCAUGGCGGUGUUGCUGACAAACUUUCUGGGAAAUAUAGCGGAGGAAUGAAAAGGAGGCUUAGUGUGGCUAUUUCCUUGAUUGGUGACCCUAAGGUUGUUUACAUGGAUGAACCAAGCACUGGGCUAGACCCUGCUUCAAGAAAUAAUCUGUGGAAUGUUGUGAAGCAAGCGAAACAAGACAGAGCUAUUAUUCUUACAACCCAUUCUAUGGAAGAGGCAGAAGUUCUUUGUGACCGGAUAGGAAUUUUUGUUGAUGGUAACUUGCAAUGUAUAGGAGGCCCAAAGCAGCUGAAGGGAAGGUAUGGAGGAUCCUUUGUGUUCACAAUGACAACUUCGGCAGAGCAUGAUGCAGAAGUGGAAACAAUGGUGAGAGGCCUCUCUCCCAACGCCCAAAAGAUAUACCAUAUCUCGGGAACGCAGAAGUUCGAGAUUCCCAAACAUGAAAUCCAGAUUUCUGAUGUUUUCAAGGCAGUCGAGAAAUUUAAGAAGAGAUUCUCAGUCCAAGCAUGGGGUCUUGCUGACACCACUUUGGAGGAUGUAUUCAUCAAGGUUGCCCGCGAAGCACAAUCCUCAGAUAUUCUUUCAUGAUGAGGAAGACGGUGUGUACAUAAUUUCGUUUGAAACUAUGCAUGUUACAAGAAUAGUUAUACAUCUACCAGGUUACAAGUGAUGGUAAUAGUAAUACGUUUUAGUGUAAUUUUGUAAGAACCUAAAUGUCAGUGUCCAUGGUAUACCUUAAACCUGGGUUUUCUUGUAUUAACAUUCAGUACCACCUUUCAAAGUGGUAUGACUGAUAAUAAAAUUUUAUCAAGAAAUUAGAUGUUUUGGGAGAA